CACCUCGACUCGGUAUUUCGCGAAGGGAUGCGCCAUGCCCGAUGUUACAGCAGCACCAUCACGUGGCAUCCGUAAGCCGAGGAAAUCGCGUGGGCGAGGAUUGCGCGCCACAACUGGCUGUUUGAUCUGCAAACGGCGGCAUGUGAAAUGCGACGAGGUUCAUCCUCAGUGUGGUCCCUGCGCCAAAGGCCAACGCGCCUGUGUCUAUGGUGACACGGACUCGGGGGGUGGAAGCAGUCGUUCGCUGGAUGCUGCUGCGACGCCGUCAACGCCUCGAGAGAAUCCCCCAAGAACCACGCCGCAGCUUCGGGUUCACGAGCCCCUACAGAUCCUGGUGGAUGCCUGCCAGCAGGAACGGCCUGUGUCGCAAGAACGACCCCUUGGUCGCUCGUCGCUUGCGCCCGAUUCAGCUCCUAUACACGAGAAUGUGCCCUCGCCGGCCACCGAGUCAACGGUCUCCAACCGCACAGCUGCCCCGAGAAGCUGGUUCGAGUUAUUGGCAACCGAUGCUGUCAAUGCAGAUGAGAACUUUUACCUUUCGCCCCAGUUACGUACCCCGUCGACCCCAGCGCUCUCUUCGUCCCCGUUAUUCCCGGACCAUAAUCCCGGCUUUCAUCCUCGCACGCCCCGGGAGCACCAGAGCUUCAAGGCGGCUUCUUUCGGAACUGAUCCGGAGAUUCAGCGAGGCUUGAUGCCAGCACAGGCCGGUGAUGUGCCUAACAUGGUGGUAGAUGAUCCUUCGUGCUGGACGACGGCAUCCCCGAUACAACUAUCACCAAAGGAGUACCGCAUAUUCAACCACUUCGUCAAAACCCUCAGCUCGUGGCUCGACUUCUUUGACCCAUCUCUACAGUUUUCCACCGUCGUUCCGCACCUCGCACUGCGAAAUGUUGGCCUAAUGAAGGCGCUCUUGGCUCUGUCCGCCCGACAUCUCUCGCUGUGGAAUGCCAACUACCCCUCCAGUAUGCCCCGAGACGCGAUCCUCUUGACCAGUGACGUCAAGGAGGCCUGGAACCUCUCUGAAAUUGACCGCAAUCUGGCUGUCCAGUAUUAUUACGAAACCCUUACCUAUCUAAACAAGGCCAUGAAGUACUCUAGCUACGCGUCGAGCCCCGAGCUCAUCUCUACCGCCCUGCUUAUCAGCACGUAUGAAAUGGUAGACGGCUCCAACCGAGACUGGGAGCGACAUCUAAAAGGCGUCUUCUGGAUCCAGCGAUACCAGAACAACAACGGCGAGUGCGGCGGCAUCCGACAAGCUGUCUGGUGGGCCUGGUUGCGACAGGAUGCCUGGGUGGCCAUGCGAGAACGCCGUCGGGUCUUCACUUUCUGGAAGCCAGAAAAGCAUUACUCAAUGUUGACUCCGGCGGAAAUGGCCUGCCACUCGCAUUACCUCCUCGCGCAAUGCAUCAACUACGCGUCGAAAGAAGAGUCAGAGUCGAAGGAUCUGCAACAGCGGCUGGAGCGAGGCAGCGAGUUACUCGCCAUGCUGCAGGAAUGGCUCGAUUAUCUUCCCAGUGCAUUUCGACCGCUGCCUACCGCGCCUACUGAAGAACUCUUCCCUCCCAUUUGGGUGCAUCCUCCAUCAUACGGAGCUGCACUGCAAUUGCAUAGUUUGGCACGUAUCCUUGUCCUGUUGCAUCGGCCCUCUGUAGGGGGAUUGCACGACUAUCGUGCGGGUCAGCGCCUUCUGACGGCAUCAGUCAGUACGAUCUGCGGGAUCGCGAAGACGGUGGAUGAAAAUGAUAAUGCGGCGUGUCUGGUGUCGCUUAAUUCUUUAUACGGAGCUGGAAUGUGCGUCCACACGCCCCACGAACGAUCGAUUCUGCUCGAGCUCAUGGACACGUUCCAACAGAGGGUCCGGUGGCCUAGUAAUUCUCUUCGGCGAGAUUUGGAGCUGGACUUUCAGAGGGACGAUCUGCCGGGGCCUAUUGAUAACAGACAAUGACCUUAAGGCUGUAACACCUGUAAAUAGCUGCUCAGAUAAUAUACGGAUACCCCUUUGCUUUGGAAAUUCUCAUAUCCACCAAUCCCGUCUAUAGUGACAUUGCAUACUCC
Aspergillus melleus is the source of this 2055-nucleotide messenger RNA. RefSeq lists its product as uncharacterized. Gene Ontology annotation, biological process: positive regulation of transcription by RNA polymerase II. The record is from RefSeq and is a predicted model, not a curated record. Gene Ontology annotation, cellular component: nucleus. Lineage: Eukaryota; Fungi; Ascomycota; Eurotiomycetes; Eurotiales; Aspergillaceae. Bases 35 to 1945 code for a protein of 636 amino acids. The transcript is spliced from 4 exons. Gene Ontology annotation, molecular function: transcription cis-regulatory region binding; zinc ion binding; DNA-binding transcription factor activity, RNA polymerase II-specific.